AUGAGGCUUGAUCCAGUGCAUUUCUCCAUGCUGGUCAUCGGGGUCUCCUUCGCCUGUUACGCCCCGAGUCUCAACUCCCUCCAGGACCAGGCGUACCGAUCCGCCGUGGUCAUCGAGGGCGAGGUGCGCUCCUCCCCGGAGAACGUCUCCUCCCGGGAGCCCUACAGUGUGAAUGUCAAAGUGCUGGAUGUGUGGCCCGUCAACAGCGGCGGCCUCGAGAGGGAGCAGCUCGUGACCGUCGGGGACUUCGGCUCCGAGGCCCCGUGCACCACCGUGGAGAAGGACCACAGAUAUAUCUUUUUCAUGGACCCCACCGCCGAGCCUUUGGUAUUCAAGGCAUCGUACGCCCCUGUGGACGCCAGCGAGCCGGAGCUGAAGAAGGAUGUGGAGAGAGUGCUGUGCGAGGACUGCGCCUCUGCUCCGAAGCUGCGGCUGAUGCGAGGCCAGUCUCUGAUGGAAGGGGACAAGCUGUACUUGAAGUGCGAGGCGUCUGGGAAUCCCAGCCCGUCCUUCCGCUGGUACAAAGAUGGACACGAGCUCCAGAAAGGCAGAGACCUCAAAAUAAAAACCAACAAAAAAAACUCAAAGGUGCAGAUCAGUCGUGUCCGCGUGGAAGAUUCUGGCAACUACACUUGCGUGGCGGAAAACUCUCUAGGACAAGAAAACGCCACGAGUAUAAUCAGCGUGCAGAUCUUGACCACCACUCCCGGUCCGGGUGUGAGUCAUGCAAGACGCUGCAAUGACUCGGAGAAGUCGUACUGCGUCAACGGAGGAGACUGUUACUUCAUACAUGGUAUUAACCAGCUGUCCUGCAAGUGUCCCAAUGACUAUACGGGGGACCGCUGUCAAAACUCCGUCAUGGCCACUUUCUACAAGCUUCUCAGAAUUGAAUUUAUGGAGGCUGAGGAGCUCUACCAGAGGCGGGUGCUGACGAUCACAGGCAUCUGUGUGGCGUUGUUAGUGGUUGGCAUCGUUUGUGUGGUGGCCUACUGCAAAACCAAGAAGCAGAGGAAGAAGAUGCAGACUCACCUACACCAAAACCAGAAUCAGUGUGUGGAGCAGCCAAACCGCAUGAUGGCCAACGGACCAAACCACCCGGGGCCCGGUCCAGAGGAGAUCCCCAUGGUUGAUUACAUCUCUAAGAGCGUCCCCACGACGGAGUGUGUGAUCAGCCACGGAGCCGAACGUGCAGGCAACUAUGCAGGCAGUCGAAUGUCGACCCGCUCCCACCACUCUACCACUGCCUCACAUGCUUCCAGACACGAGGAGCAGACGUGGAGCAUGGAGCGAACUGAGAGUAUGAACUCAGACUGCCAGUCAGGUGGGCUCUCCAGCUCGGUGGGAACCAGUAAGUGCAGCAGCCCGGCGUGCAUGGCGAGGAGGGCCGCCCACUGGGGCUGCGCGGACGUAUCCGGACCGGGGAUGCAGUACGGGGACUCCUACGACUCUCUAAGAGACUCACCUCACAGCGACAGGUAUGUGUCUGCACUGACCACGCCGGCGCGCCUGUCUCCCGUGGAGUUCCACUACCCCCCGCUGCCCCCCCAGGUGCCCACCUUCCAGAUCACCUCGCCCAACACAAGCCACGCCCUCUCCCUGCCCCCUGCUGCCGCCGCCUACCACAGAGAAGACGACCAGCCGCUGCUACGAUGCCCCGACGAUGGAAGUUUAUACAGGCAGCCUCGGCGUCCGCGGCGACCCUACCUGACGGAGAGCACAGGAAGUCUACCGUCCAGCCCCUACCGCCUCCCUGACGAAGAGGCCUACGAGACGACGCAGGAGUACGCCUCUUCACGGGAACCCAUCCGGAGCCGGCGCCGCCCGCGACGCAACCGCCUCAACGGACACGUGUCCCAGCGCUCGGCGGGCCUUCGGGACUACAGCUCACAGAGCUUCAGCCAGUCAGAGGAGGAGGAAGAGGAGGAGGAGGAAGAGGACGCUCACGGGGAGAGCACGCCUUUCCUUAGUAUGCAGAACAUGAACAUGGACCCGCCGCUGUCCGCCCCGGGUUUCCGUUCGUCAUCCGGCGCCGACACACGGACUCACCGCGGGCUGAGUCGGCCGGGGACGCGCAGCAACGGGCAGAGUCGCGGCUCGCAGUCGCAGCGCUCGAAGGCUGACAACAUGCCCCUUUAA
Stegastes partitus (bicolor damselfish) is the source of this 2136-nucleotide messenger RNA. RefSeq names its product neuregulin 2b (gene nrg2b). Gene Ontology annotation, molecular function: signaling receptor binding. The record is from RefSeq and is a predicted model, not a curated record. Gene Ontology annotation, biological process: animal organ development; nervous system development; intracellular signal transduction. Bases 1 to 2136 code for a protein of 711 amino acids. NCBI's taxonomy places the organism in Eukaryota, Metazoa, Chordata, Actinopteri, Pomacentridae. The transcript is spliced from 12 exons.